AUGAGGAUACAUUGGGAAUGGCCAAAUAUUGAGGGUAUAUUAUUUUGUAAAUUUGAUGGAGAGCUGGGUCCAAUUGUAUUAUGUAAAGACCCAGUAGAAAUAUUUGGAGCAAAUCAAGCAUUAUACUUUUCUUUAAUAACAAGAUAUAUGGUACCUGAUGCUCACUUUUCUGGAUCUGUUAUUUCUUUCGUAAUAGGAGGUAAAUGGAGAGUUGUAGGUAUGCCUAUUGUAAUACAAGAUAAUAAAUAUCUACGUAAUAGCUUUCAGUUCACAGUUUGCAUAGUAGUCAACAAUAUAAAUUCUAUACAACUCGAACUAUUCAGUAGGCAUAUUGCCAAAAUAUUGGGAUAUGCUUUUAAACAGUUAGAAGAAGAUUCUGGCACUGUUUACUCUUACUGUACUGGAAUAAAUGAUAGCGAGACUAGAAAUAUUAGUGGAAAACUGAAAUUGCAAAUAAAUGCUAAAGAUUUGUCACAUAUCUUGCAAGAAUGUCGGAUUCAAUUAAAUAGAUAUCACAAGGUAUGCAUAGAUAUAAGUAAAAAUGAAACCCUCUCAUUUUAUGUUAGAAACCCAUCAUAUAAAUGCAAAGUGCAAUUAAUAGAUGUUCCUGUUCCACUUUAUAAACAUUUAAUAAAUAUUAAUCUACCAGGAAUUGAUAUAUCACUCAUGCAAAUAAUUCCAUAUAUAAAUGGUAAAAAUACCAGCUAUGAAAUUGCAAAAUUAUCACUCCUACCAUUUGAUAAUGUUAUUUUAUGUUUGGAAUACUUAAUUUAUUAUGGACUGAUUGGGAUUAUAGACAUGUUUUCUUUAGAUAAUAUGUAUAGAUAUAUUGGAUAUGACAAUAAGGAAUAUGAUAAUACUGAAAACUUGUAUAUUUCUCUUUCUAAUGAAUGCUCAAAUCUUUUUAAUAAUCAUAAAAGAAAUGGCUGUGUACGUACUUUCCAACAGAAAUUUUCAGAAAAUCUAGAAAAUAUGGAAGUAAAAGAUAUUCAUCUAUUCAUUAUUGAAGGUAUAUUAAAGCAGAAGAUAAAGAGGAUACAUGAAUAUCCUAUUAUAUUUAAUAAUAAGUCAAAAUCAGAGAAUCCCUCUCUAAAUGAGUUCAAGAAAUCUUGUUUGGGUUUACACUCAUUAGAUUAUAUUCAAAUAAUGUUUGGAUAUAAUUCAAAAGAAGAAGUUAUACAAGAACUCACUAAUUCUAUUGAUCAUGAUGAGGAAUUAUAUUGGGCUUACUAUUGA
Molecule: messenger RNA, 1236 nt
Organism: Cryptosporidium muris RN66
Lineage: Eukaryota; Apicomplexa; Conoidasida; Eucoccidiorida; Cryptosporidiidae
Exons: 1
Coding region: 1-1236 (411 amino acids)
Biological process (GO): negative regulation of TORC1 signaling; positive regulation of autophagy
Cellular component (GO): GATOR1 complex; vacuolar membrane
Molecular function (GO): GTPase activator activity
Source: RefSeq, a predicted model, not a curated record